AUGGCUGAACAGUAUAUAUAUGAUCCUGAAUAUGUUGCUGCUGUACAAGAACAAGUUUAUCAGACACUAGAUAAAUCAAGAAAUAAUUUGCAGCAAUUAGCAGAAAGGCAAAUGAAUUUAGAAAAUAUAGGUUAUAAAAGUGGACAAUUUGUGAAUACAACAGAGAAUUUCACUAGUUAUUCUUCUCAGCUUGAAAGAAAAAUGUUCCUAAGAAAGAUCUAUAAUGGACUUGUUGCUAUGAGUGUAAUAUUUUUUGUAAUGAUGAUUAUAUAUCUUGUUAACAAAAUGUUAUUUUGGUUAAUUAUAUUUUCAGCUAUAGGAAUAUUUAUAUAUAUUACAUACAGACAACAAGAAAUUGUUGCAGCAUAUAAUGUUAGAAAUGAUAAAAUUAGUUAUUCACAUGAUUUAUAUUCAAGGGGUGGAGAUUAUUAUACACAUACUCUUGAUAAUAUUUCUUCUCCAUAA
Molecule: messenger RNA, 465 nt
Organism: Cryptosporidium muris RN66
Lineage: Eukaryota; Apicomplexa; Conoidasida; Eucoccidiorida; Cryptosporidiidae
Exons: 1
Coding region: 1-465 (154 amino acids)
Source: RefSeq, a predicted model, not a curated record